AUGCAUGUCCGCCCAGCCAUUGUUAGAGAUCUCUCCGAUGUGGGCACCAUCGCCACAAAUGCCAUGUUCGACGACGAGUUGACUCAAUUUCUAGCUCCUCAUCGGCAUGAGCAUCCGGAAUGUCUCCGAAUAGGCUUUCUCAGACGUGCGAAGAAGAGGUUCUACGAUGGCCACGUCGUUCUCGCCGGUGUAUCUGACCGGCGUGACCCUUGGUGGAGCGGCGAGGACAAAGUCGUGGGCUAUUUAUCCGCCAUCUCUAGCACCCAGAAGGGCGCCAACGAAAGGAAGCCGGGCUUUCCAUCUACCUGGAACGAGCUCGAACUCCAAUUCCUCCGCCUGGAAGAACUCAUCGAGUGGUAUACUUUUGCCGAUCGAUCCCUCUGUCGCUCGGCAUGGCUUCAGUUCUUAAACAGCAUGGCUGGAAAUGGACCCCUCGACGAUAUCAAGCAACAUUGGGAAAUUGAUCACCUCUCUGUCGAGCCGGCUUACCAGGGCAAGGGUUUCGGAUCCAUGUUGGUGAAAUAUGUGCAGGAAUUCGCUGCAAGGGAUAACUUGCCUGUUGUUCUCCAUGCGAGUGAGCAGGGGAGGUUGUUGUAUAAGAAGUUGGGGUUUAGAGACAUGGGUGCUGUCGAUAUGGGUGCGGGUCAGGUAUAUGAGGCCAUGGUCUGGUAUCCGCCUGACGCUGUGACGGCCAGUUCUGCUGCAAAGAAAGUCGACGACAACGCUACAGAGAAGCCGGUGUUGUGA
Molecule: messenger RNA, 747 nt
Organism: Cladophialophora carrionii CBS 160.54
Lineage: Eukaryota; Fungi; Ascomycota; Eurotiomycetes; Chaetothyriales; Herpotrichiellaceae
Exons: 1
Coding region: 1-747 (248 amino acids)
Molecular function (GO): acyltransferase activity, transferring groups other than amino-acyl groups
Source: RefSeq, a predicted model, not a curated record